Messenger RNA from Pseudomassariella vexata, 988 nucleotides. RefSeq lists its product as uncharacterized. NCBI's taxonomy places the organism in Eukaryota, Fungi, Ascomycota, Sordariomycetes, Amphisphaeriales, Pseudomassariaceae. The record is from RefSeq and is a predicted model, not a curated record. The transcript has a single exon. The coding region runs from base 466 to 972 and encodes 168 amino acids.
CAUCAGAACUUCAACCUCGACCUAUUUAAUGUCGUGCAAUCACUGAAAAUCUACACUUUAUGAUCUACUACCUAGCAGAAGCUGGGCAUGAGCACUUGUGAAGGCACACUCAGGCCUCUCAAACAUCUCUUUCCUCACAGUUUGAUGAAAAUCCAGGUUGGCAGUUGCCAAGAUGGAGCUUCGCGUCAACGCGCCCCGAGGCUUAAGAGCGUUCAAUGGCCUUCAGCUUGGGCUGAGCUGAAAAUUGGGCAAAUUGGCCUUUCAUUCUGCAAGCGUUCCGUCACCAUCCACAUGUUUGCGCCCAUCCCCAAAGUCGUUGUCGUCCUCGAGAGAGCUUGAAUUGUCUGGCCAAUCCAUCCUCGGGACCGACAACCCUUGUCUUCCAUCAGGCAAAAUCGCCUUAGCAGGGCCACACUUGGAUCACUGUCAGCAGGAUGAACUCUGAAAGGUCUACACUCUGCCGGGAUGUCUGUUCUUCAUCGAAGGAAUGGGUGGAAUGGAGGGAUGUAUCUUGCGGUCUGCCAAUGCCGUCUAUGCUUGCCAACUUGGCCCUGUCGACUGGGAGGGACAUUUGGGGAGAUAUGGCACCUCCACCCGAGUCGCUAUUGGUCAGUCAACUCCAAUUUUGUUUCUUUACUCACCCUGGAGCAUCCCUACUCCGAUCGCUUGGCAGUGUCCACAUGUGGUCGGCUCCCACGCUCCGCAUCUCAUCAACUUGUUGCUGUGGGUAUCUGCGUCUGCAUCUACGUGUGCGUCCCCAUGUUCUGCCCAUGUACAUCUGCUGGGGGCUUUCGCAAUUCCUUUUGUAUAUUGCAUACAGGCCUGCGCAUGCAUCUCGUGUCACUGGUAGACCCGAGCCUGCAUAUUCUAAACCCAGUAAGCAACCUGUUGCUUCCAUGGUACCGCUACAGACUCGACGCUGCGGUUUCCAUUUGCCAAGGCCAACAUUUUCGCUUUGUAGCCAGUCAAUAACCACACCAAUCCAGUC